UUUAAUUUAAUUACUGGCCAUUUAAAAUUCAGUGAACGAACUUUCUGUUGCUUUAAGUUGUUAUGUGCUCCGGUUAUAGAGUUGUGCAGAUGUUCAAGAGGUAACCUACAAGAAAUAGCUGAAGAAAACACGAAGAACGUUAUAGUGAAGAAACGGUAGCUUUCUGUUUUGGAAAGAUGUCUCCUGAAUUAAACGGCAAUCCUCCGUUGCUGAUCCAAAGGAAAAAGAACCGCGAUCGUAAGCAUUCCUCCACAUCAAAAAUCAAUGACAGCAAUAACCCAUCAUACAACUAUUUCCAUUCCAAUUUGAAUUCCAAGUACCACAACGUCGAAACCUACUAUCCAUUCCAUUCAUAUGGCAGACAACAGCCUGAACCCAUGUCCUUGCCGAUCUAUCCUCCACCUUACUACCACAUGCACCCCACAAUGCCAUACCAGAAUCCAGUCAUGAAGAUGCCGCAAGCUGAAAGCAAUGAAUACAUGUCACUUCCACCUGUAUUUGGAAACCCAGCAGAACCACAGGACCAGAGAAGGUUCUCAGAUCCAGGCUUACCUAAUGAAAGUGACUCCAGUGAAACAUCAUCUGAUAGUCUGCUCAUACAAAAGCUGACACAGCAGGUUUCCAUAAUGAAAGACAACAAUCGAAAAUUGAAUAGGGAAGUGACUGAACUUCGCAUGGAACUAAAUAUGCUUAAACAGCAGCAGCAACAUUCCAGACAUUUCGAGAGGGAUUAUGAACCUGGUCUAAUCACAGACAUCAUAAGGGAAAUUAGGGAUGCUGCUCGUAUCAGAGAGGAUGCCCUUUUAGCCAAAGUUAAACAUAUUGUUGAGGAAAAGCAAUUGAGCAUGGGUCAAUUUCAUUUGACGACGGAGAAAAGUCGCAACAGUGAGAGGUUAUCGAAGCUGGAGGAGCAAAUGAAAUCUCUCAACAUGAAUAAUAGCAGAUCCGAGGAUAGUUUGACGUUCGCGUCGCCUACCAUGCAUGAUGACACAGGAAGCUCAGCACGACAAGUAUUCGAGUUGGAGAAGGAGAACCUGCUAUUGAGGCGCGAACUCCAAGACGCCAGGACCAAGAAGGAGGUGUCGGACCAGAAGAUAUUACAAUUAUCUUCCAUUCAUUUGAGGCAGAAGGAUCUCGCGGAUAUGUCAGAUGACGGAAGCAAGACGACGACAGAAUCGCAGUCCUCGUCCUCCAUGAUGUCACAGCAUCAUACACCUUCGUAUCAGGUUGUUUCCGGUCCUGUCACCGAUCUGUAAGACCUUCGUAACAUCAUUUCUAUUUAAGCAACAAAUAAUUACAACAUUACAUUGGGUUAUGUUAGAAUGUAUAUUUUAUUGUUAUAGGGAGAUCAUUUUGUCAACAUUCCGCGUUAUAGUAUUUAUUCUAUAAUCAACAUCGCAUUGAUUAUUCUUAUAUUAUUUUUAUUUACUCGAAAUAUUAUUAAUAAUUUAAUUGGUAUAUUGUAAAUGACUGUGUUCUAAGAAAAAAAGAGCGUUAAUUUUCAAGUACUGACAAUAAGUGAAAGCCAACUUAGAUAUUUUUUCAAAAUUAAAAUUAUACAAUUGCAAUAAUUUGAUGAUAUAUUCACCAAUUUUUACUGCCAAAUGUUACUUGAUCUAAUUUCCUUCUUUCUCUUGAUCGAUUGCAUAUUUUGAAAUUGUAUUUUGUAAGGAUUGUUUUCAACGUGGGAAAUGAAUACGCUCUGUGAUAGGAGAAACGAUUGUUUAGGUUUCAUAUGGAUAUUACGUCGGAACGGGGAUUCCGUUCUAAUAUUGUAACGAGGAUUUAGCAAGUACGUUAUUUUCUGUAAUGUUUUUAAUUGAAUAUUUAAUUUGUACAGAGAUGUGUGGCCUUUGCGCGGACUUGCUUUGAAUGAAAACAUAAUUGCAAUCACACACAUGCACCACUCUUGAGAGUCAAUCAAGCCGCAUAUUCUCUAUUGUUAAUGCCCAUUAACAAUUUCGCGGCAACAACAAGUUUAUUUGUGUUAUCGGAAUUAUGCAUAACAAGUUUUCCGGCGAGCUGCAAUGACGACUUGCCGCGAUUGCGUAACUAUAAUUGAAUAAUAAAAAGAAAAAUCGAUCCACACGUAUUUUAUUAAGCAAUAAGUGUACUUAACCGAUUCUCUUUCUCUCUCUCCGUGCUACGGAUACGAUAUUGUAAAACAGGGAAGAAAUCUUAAAUGAAAAUAAAGAAAUA
Messenger RNA from Nicrophorus vespilloides, 2199 nucleotides. RefSeq lists its product as uncharacterized. The coding region runs from base 177 to 1256 and encodes 359 amino acids. The transcript is spliced from 4 exons. Lineage: Eukaryota; Metazoa; Arthropoda; Insecta; Coleoptera; Silphidae. The record is from RefSeq and is a predicted model, not a curated record.